This is a messenger RNA of Colletes gigas, 1946 nucleotides long. RefSeq names its product pre-mRNA-splicing factor 38B. Lineage: Eukaryota; Metazoa; Arthropoda; Insecta; Hymenoptera; Colletidae. The transcript is spliced from 6 exons. The coding region runs from base 636 to 1817 and encodes 393 amino acids. Gene Ontology annotation, cellular component: precatalytic spliceosome. The record is from RefSeq and is a predicted model, not a curated record.
GCCUUGAAACGUGAAAAAUGCGAAUAUCCAAGUGCAUAAGUCGAUGCAGUAUAUUAGAUCCAUAUCACCGAUAAACGGUUAUUCCAAAUAACUGUACUUUUGUGAACAGCGUGUCUGAAAAUUCGAUCUAGUAUUCGUUUGUGUGAUUCUGUGUUUAGAUCGAAGUGCUAUAGUAACUGUACAGUUUGUAAUAUAUGCGUGUUUCAUUUUUCUGUUCUUACAAUUUUUGUGGAUUUGGUGUGUAACGUUUCUUUAAAAUUUGUUGGAUAUUGGUUGAUACAUGUUACGAAAAGCUGUGAUACAUGGUUUAUUUACAUAGUACAAUGUAGGUAAAAAUAAAAGUAGCAGAGAUGUGAAUGAAACCGGAUGUAUACAUUUCGUAGGCAUGCGUAUUAACCGUAUUGUGUCUUUUUUUCGCUUCCCGUUGACGUCAUUUUUCUAUACACUUAUAUAAAAAAAAAAAAGCGUUACACGAGUUCUUAAAUCUUGUAUUUAAUUAUUUUGAAUACGGGAAUAUGAUUAUUUUGUAUUAUAUUCGUUGAAAUUACGAGUUUAUAGUGAAAUAUAUAACUUUUUGUAUGUGGCGUCUGGUUUGUUAAACUCCGUCGCGAGAUUCGCGAGUUUAACACAUAAAUAUGCAAGUACAAGAAGCAGAAGGAGCUGACGGUUCACCAUGGAACAAUUCCAGCGGUUGCGACGAGGAACGUCGUCCAACUCAAAAGGAGGGUAAAAAAUCAAAUAUACUACCUCUAUGGGGAAACGAAAGGACUAUGAAUUUAAAUCCACUGAUUUUGACAAAUAUACAGUCGUCGCAUUAUUUUAAAGUGAACUUAUACGAAUUGAAAACAUACCAUGAGGUUAUUGAUGAAAUUUAUUAUAAAGUAUCUCAUCUGGAACCAUGGGAAAAGGGAAGCAGGAAAACAGCGGGUCAAACGGGCAUGUGUGGAGGCCGGUUCAUGCAGGUUCGUGGUGUCGGUGCUGGUGGAAUUGUAUCAACGGCUUAUUGCCUGCUGUACAAGCUCUUCACCUUGAGGUUAACACGGAAACAAUUAAACGGUCUUAUCAAUCAUCCUGACUCACCAUACAUUCGGGCAUUAGGGUUUAUGUAUAUUAGAUACACACAACCACCAGCUGACUUAUUUAGUUGGUAUAGCGAUUACUUAGAGGACGAGGAAGAGUUAGAUGUAAAAGCUGGAGGAGGUCAAGUUAUGAAAAUGGGUGAUAUCCUCAAACAAUUUCUUACUAAAUUAGAGUGGUUUUCAACUCUAUUUCCAAGAAUACCAGUGCCUAUACAAAAAGAACUUGAACAUCGAUUAGCAGAAAGGUUCCCUCAGCAGUCUAUGAAUGCUCGGAAUGCAAAACCACCUAUCACGUUAAAUAAUCAUGGAAAAUAUAGUAACAGCGGUAACAGGAAAGAUAAUGGCAACAUUGUCCCGCGAAAUCAACCACGACAUAUCCCAGAUAGCGAAGCUCAAUGGGGCGAGGCUGAGAAAACAAGCCACUGGCGAGCCAGAUCUGACGAGGAUCGUAAGGAUAAAUACAGGGACCGUGAACGCGAACGGGAUCGAACCAGAGAACGAGAACGCGAACGAGCACGUGAAAGGGAUCGAGAAAGGGACAGGCAUUUCAAACGAUCGUCCAGCCGCGAUCGAAGUCGAAGACAGAGAGAAUAUAGGAGUCGUAGUAGGGACAGAUCACACAGAGAUCGGAGUAGAGACCGUUACCGUGACAAGGAUCGUCACCGAGAUAGAAGAGGAUCGCCUUACGACUAUGCCACAGAGCUUGCACGGGAAAGAGAGAGACAACGAAGGGAAUGAAAAUGUAUGCUACAUGUAUAUAUCAAUAUAAAUGUUUGUACGAGUGUAACUAUGGAGAUAAAAACGAUUUAGAGCCGAGCCAUCCGAACACCACCGCGUUUUAAGAGAGAACUUACUUCAUUUGAAGUA